Messenger RNA from Physella acuta, 1633 nucleotides. Its product is annotated as cyclic AMP-responsive element-binding protein 3-like protein 1. Gene Ontology annotation, biological process: regulation of transcription by RNA polymerase II. Gene Ontology annotation, molecular function: DNA-binding transcription factor activity, RNA polymerase II-specific; cAMP response element binding. The record is from RefSeq and is a predicted model, not a curated record. Lineage: Eukaryota; Metazoa; Mollusca; Gastropoda; Physidae.
GGCGGCUUCCCGACCCCCGAAGACGAAGGCUACGAAAACGACUGGCUGAACACGUUCCUGGAUGACCCUGUGCUCAACGACAAGAUGAUGACCGACGCCAUGAACCCGCCCUGCAUCAAGGCCGAACACAGCUACAGCAUCAACGACAACGAACUGGGCUCACCCAUGGACGGACUCAACAGUACGGAAGAAAUGGACGCGGAUAUUUUCUCCAACAGCACAGCCCUGGACCUGACGAUGAAAACCAACGUAAAGUGUGAGCAGACGACCAACCCUGACACGUUCCUGACGGCACCCACAGCCACCACAUUCAGCAUCCCCUCCCAGCGGCAACCCACCAUCAUCGUCACCACCACAUCAGCCCCCGCCUACUUCACCACAGAGACCAUCACCUGCUCCAACAUUGAGAUCAAGGAGGAGGAGACUGAGGGCCUAGACCCAGCCAGCGAACAAACAGUCAAGCUGGAGUCCAUCAUGCUGCCACCUACACCACCUGGCAGUUCUGGCAGUGACAGUGACGGCAGCCAAAGCCCCCAGCGGUCUGCCCCAUCAAGCCCCAUCAGACAAACCUACAGACACAGCUCACCCCUUUCAGGAAAACCUUACGCUCAACCACUUUUUGUCAACCCAAUUUCGCAGUCGGGAGUUUUGAUCCUGUCUGAGGAAGAGAAGAGGACGUUGAUAUCCGAGGGCUACCCCAUCCCCACCAAACUCCCACUCACCAAGCAGGAGGAAAAGAAUCUGAAGAAAAUCCGCAGGAAAAUUAAAAACAAGAUAUCUGCUCAAGAAAGUCGCAGGAAGAAGAAAGAGUACCUCGAGGCUUUGGAAAAAAGGGUUGAAGCUUACAAUCACGAGAACAACGAUUUAAAGAAAAAAGUUGAAAAUCUGGAAAACAAUAAUAGGUCAUUGCUGGGUCAACUCCAAAAGCUACAGUCACUGGUCAGCAAAAUGCCCAAAGCAGCAGCAGCUUCAGCAACACAAACAGGGACAGCAUUGAUGGUUCUAGUGUUUUGCUUUGCGGUGUUUCUGGGCAGCAUGUCACCAUCCAACCUAAACAUUGGCUACUCCACCAAACCCCCCAUGCUUGGAUUUGUUCAACAACCAGUCUUGCCACAGAAGGAGAUGGGACCUCGGAUGAUGACGGAGAAUGACAUGCCUAAUCCGUACACGACCCCCAAUUUAAAAUCUCGUAUGCUGAUGUCUGUGGAGCAAGAGGACUACUGUGAUGACUACCGGACGAUGCCGUGGGAAAAUGCUUUGUCUUGCCCCCUGUCAGACCAGGCUGUGGAGAAAACAAACCUGCCCAGUCCAGGCGUUGAUUUGAUGGGUGGGGCUGAGAUUCUCCCAGGUGGCAAAACGACCCCCGACACAACUGUCAUCAUGGUUGUGGCUGCCAACAUGGAGAACAACAGCGACGUCAUGAGGGACUCGUACCGUCACAGCCCCGUCAUGCCAGACAUCAAGAUGACACACCCGGAUUUGUUGAAAAAUGGAAGGAUACACAACAUGUCAGCAGAAAUGGAAACUGCUUAGGUGAAUUUAUCAAUUCUAAAACACGUAACCCACUAGAAAGUUGAAUGUCAUGAUUUAGCCAACUUGACAUAGUUUAAGACAAUUAAUAAACAAAUUUAUU